Messenger RNA from Nicotiana tabacum (common tobacco), 825 nucleotides. NCBI's taxonomy places the organism in Eukaryota, Viridiplantae, Streptophyta, Magnoliopsida, Solanales, Solanaceae. The record is from RefSeq and is a predicted model, not a curated record.
UAUCACUCCAUUCCCAGCAAAUUCCCAUCACACACAGCUUACAGCUAAUUCAUAUGCAUAUUGUCAGUUGACAGCCCACCAAAAACUGUAAAAAUUUCCAUCUCAUCUCUCUAACACAGAACUACUUCUCCCGACAGUGUCUUAACUUUUAUGCAGCAGAGUGCUGACACUGACAACAAACACCCACUUCUUUAUUACUCUCUUCAAUUUGCCUCGUACUUCCCCCCUUCACUUACUCUCAAGAUUCUUUCUUCUUCUUUCCUUUUGCUUCUCUACCAAUGUUACAGAAAGAGACAAAUAUAGUCUUUUCUUAACUUGAAUUUACUCUCACUAUAAACCACCUACUCUAUAUCUUGAAUCCUUCUUUUGUUGUUGUAGAGCCUCCAAGAAUUGAUACAAAACACACCCUUUACAUUUUUUUUUGCUUUCUUUCUAAUAUUUUCUUUCAAUUUGAGAUCUGGGAACUUUAUUUUGGAUCAAUGGAGGGUGCUGACAAGAAUAAGCCUGAUCAGGUGUUCAAUUCUUUGGAGCCAGAAUUCUCUGUUUCAUCACCAGUGACUCGUCAAAAAUCAGCUGCUGCUAAACAGAUCAUUGAGAAUCAUUACAAGAACUAUCUUCAAGGCUUACAAGAUCGCUUAGAAAGGCGAAGAACGUUGCAGAGGAAGGCGCAAGAAGCACAGAUACCGGAUGAUGAGCAAGAGAAGAUGCUGAGGAAUUUGGAGAGGAGGGAAACUGAGUACAUGAGAUUGCAGAGGCAUAAAGUUGGUAUUGAUGACUUUGAACUGUUGACUGUCAUUGGUAAAGGCGCAUUUGGUGAGGUACAUU